GACAGGUCUUAGGUUACGGACAGUGCUGGCGGAGCUUUUUGAAGUGAAGUGAUAUUGUUUUUUCGGCUGAGAAGUGACUGCUGGUGCUGGUACAUUUAAAUUACUUUCAGGCAGUAAAGAAUACAAAAGAAACGGUCAUCAUAGCUCAAUUAAUCAAAACAGAAUAGUGAAAAAUAUUUGUUUGAAAAGACACCAAGUAACAAUUUUAGUGCAUACGAAGAAAAAUAAAUUACCUUUGUUUGAUAACAACAAACACUAUGAAACAAACUGUUCCGUAGAGAAUUAUCUAAAGCCGAAUCGAAACUAAACGUGCAGUGUAUCAUACUAAGUCAUCUUUACCAAAAGGACAACAGUGUGGCAGAGGAUCACACAAGCCGGAAGAACAAAUCUCAAUAGCUACUAUUUCAAUCACAAACACCAAAUGGAGAUGAUGAAACUGUCCAUCUACAAACUGCUACUGUUUGUGGCCCUCACAACGGUGAUGUUCUGCUGCCAUACGUCUGAGGCAGGACCCGCCCGUCAGCUUGCCAGCCUGGCAGCAAGAGCCUCCAAGAUACCACGAUCGAUACGGGCCCCGUUCCGGAACUCGGAAAUGAUGACGGCGCGUGGUUUCGGCAAACGUCGGGCCCCGAUCGGUGUGAACUUCGGUAGUGGCCGAGCAGCACAUCACACCCUGUCCCCCGGUGACGGUGAGACGGUGACCUGGGCCGAGGAAAAACAUGACAUUGGAAAGCUGAUGGAAGAUUUAGCGAGCCUCGAUCAGAGCGAUCCACAGCAGCAACAGCAGCCACAGCAACUGAUCGUAGGCGAGCAAGAAAACAGCUUCCCGUUGGAGUGGUUUGCUAACGAGAUGUCAACCAACCCGACAUUGGCCAAAUCGAUCCUGCAACGCUUCGUGGACACUAACCGCGAUGGACUGCUCGAAACGAACGAGCUGAUGCCCGGUGCUGCAGCAAACGCUAACGAUAUCGCGGAGCUAUUCUAAGGCAACUCAAAACUCACCAAAAGUCACCAAAUACGGCUGUCAUCCUGUUAGAGGCUUUGUUGAAUUGCUGGAAAAUUAAUCCGUUCUAGACACACGUACAUAAACUUCCCGAUGACACAUCUCUCCCCACUGGUACACCCACCGAUUCUGGCAUGCAAAAAAAACACAGAAGGAACCUUUCCUGACAAGCUCUCCUCACUGUCAUCUUAACCACAGAAAUCACGAUCCUUCCUGGCACUCUAGGUAUCCACUGGGGGAAUAUACUUGCUUAGCUACAAUUCUAUCCGGAAAUACGGGAGAAAACGACAUUUUCAUUUAGUAAUGUUGAGGACGAUCUUCACAAAGAAUAAUUCACCAUUGCAGGAUCUCUUGCAAUGGUACGCACUUCAAAAGGGCAGCUUAAGCUACAGUACACACCUUUCACACAGCUCAUAAAUCUGUAGAAAAACAAAACGCCCGAAAACGCAUCCAAUAAAGGCUGGGUAUUGGGUAUGCAUUUUCGGGCGUUUCGAGGUGUGUGCUUCACUAAACACCGUUUCCCGUUCGGUUUUGUUUGUAUAAAAGUUUAUCACGAAAACUGACGUUAAGUUUAGAGCGGCAUCGUUCCGUGCAAUGAAUUCUCGGUAUCGUUUACAUUAACACACGAUCGUCAGUCAUUUGCCAUACUGACUGUAGCAUAGUAGAGAUAGCGAUGCAACACAAGUCAGAAUAUUUAAGUGAGUAAGCAAAAGCGAAUGUAAGCAUAUAGCAUAAGUGGCAAUAUAAAUGGUUUUGGUUAAAUUGUGCUGUUACAAAAAAAAACACAUACAAAAAAUCAGAAACGGUCAACAUAAAUUCCAAACAGCAACAAUGCAGUGAGGCAAGAUGGCAAACAAUUGUGUAAUAUAAGGAAAAACACAUUAGUAUUGAUAUGAAUAAAAAUAGUAACAGAAGCAAACAAGCAACACUUGGCGCACAAAUGUCAUAAACGCAUCAAACAAACAAACACACACACACAUCUACACACACAGUUGUAAAAUACGAGACAAAUAUAUAGGUUGAACAGCAACAAGCAAAUGACGAUGUAUUUUUCUUUGUUGUUUCACCGAUGCUAUCAUCAUGCCCACCGCCGAAGAGAGGUGGCGCUGUUAAUUAAGUUUCACGUUUCCAGUUACUAAUUAAUAAUGCUUUCUAGUUGUGUUGUAAGAGUUGUUCAAGUAAAUAAAAAAAAAUAAAGCACGUUAUAA
Molecule: messenger RNA, 2211 nt
Organism: Anopheles moucheti
Lineage: Eukaryota; Metazoa; Arthropoda; Insecta; Diptera; Culicidae
Product: allatotropins-like
Exons: 4
Coding region: 422-985 (187 amino acids)
Source: RefSeq, a predicted model, not a curated record